AUGAUAAGAUUAGUUAAUAAUUAAUAAAUUUAACAAAGAAUGAGAAAAUAAGAAAUAAUAAUAAAAAGAAAAAGGAAAACAAAUCAAAUCAAAUCAAAUAAAUUAAAAGAUCUUUAAUGUUUUAAAUUAAAUUUUAUAAUUAAAAAUACUAGAAUUCAAAAAAAAUAAACUGCUUUUAUUUAGUGUAAGUUUUAAUAGCAAAAAACGAAGAAAAAAUAUCAAAUAGUAAAUAAUUAAAAAUUGGAAAGAAAAUUAAGUUAAAAUAGUUAAAAAAUUUAAUUUUUGUAAAAUCAAUCAACAAAUAAUGAUGAUAAUUUCUUUAAUAAAAAUUAUUUAUUUAAAUAAAUUGAAAAUUAAAUGUACAAAAAAUAUUAAAAAUAAUAAAAGUAAUUUUUUUAAUUAAUUAUACCUCAGAUCAAUAUGGAGAACCUAAUGAGAUAAAAGAGAAGAGCUUAAAAACUUUUUUUAUUAAUUAAUAUAAAUUUAAAGGAUGUUAAUAAAAAAAUAAAUAAUUACUUCUUCUAAUUUGUUAUAUUUUUUAAUCUAUUAUAUCAUUUAUUUAUUUUUUGA
Messenger RNA from Tetrahymena thermophila SB210, 570 nucleotides. RefSeq names its product transmembrane protein, putative. NCBI's taxonomy places the organism in Eukaryota, Ciliophora, Oligohymenophorea, Hymenostomatida, Tetrahymenidae. The transcript has a single exon. The record is from RefSeq and is a predicted model, not a curated record.